CGCUAUUUCCGGGUUGGUCAGCGGACUGCCUGUGAUUGGUGCAGUGUCUUUUGCAGGGGCUCUGAUUGGCCAGACUCAACAAAAAUAGCGGAAGUAUAUACACAGUCAGAGUUCCUGAUUUGGCUGCAAAGUUCACAAUGGAGCCGCCGCUGUUUCCCAGAGAGUCGGGCCAGUUUGUUGCAGACCUCAGUCAGGAUGUGUUUGUGGAGGAGGAAGGCGUCCAGAAGGUGGCCGAGAUGCUGUACUCUCUGCGGGACAGUGAUGAGCUCACAGCCAUUGGCUGGAAGAAUGCAAACCCUCUGGCUCCUGUAGCCACCUCCGACCAGGCUUUAAAUUGGGUGUUUGUGGUGGACACCAUGAACUUCUCUUUUUGGCCGGAGAAGCAAACGCAGCAGUGUGAGGUGACCUUUAAAGGCACCACUUACACGGGCUAUAUGACCUUGUGUGCCGCCAUCGCCAGGGCCAUGGAGGAAGGCGUGCCCAUCACGGAUCCAAAGUUCUUCUCCCAGAUAAGCGUGGAGGAGUUGGCGCACGUUCUUCGAUCGGACAACGAAACGCCCAUGCCGAUGCUUCACGAGCGCCACCAGGUGCUGACUGAAGGCGGCCGCGUGCUGCUGCAGCACGGCGGAAGCUUCCACAGUUUCAUCAGCCAGGCUGGGGACGACGCCCGCAAGAUGGUGGAGCUUGUCGUGGAGAAGAUUCCAUCCUACAGAGACGAGGCUGUUUAUGAGGGCAAGAAAAUCGCUUUCUACAAGCGAGCUCAGAUUCUGGUGGCUGACUUCUGGGGCAUCAUGGCAGCCCGAGGCGAGGCGGUCAUUGCCAACAUGGACUGGCUCACCAUGUUCGCCGACUACAGGAUCCCUCAGGCCCUCGUCUACCUCGGUGCCCUGCGAUACUCCGAUGCUCUGAUGGGCACGCUGAAAAACGGCGAGUUGUUGCGUUCAGGCGACAGGAGGGAGGUGGAGAUCCGAGCGUGUUCCAUCUGGGCGGUGGAGCGCAUCAGGGCACGUCUGAGCGAGCUGAUGAAGGAACGGGACGGCAGGAGCUGCGGCGUCACCUCGGCCAUCAUCGACUUCUACCUGUGGCCGUACGCCAAGCAGCACCACAAAGAGAUGGCACACAUUCCCAUACACCACACGCGCUCCGUGUAUUACUGACAAGAUUACUGACGAAUAUGUCGAUUAAUAAUCUACGUUUAAAAAAAAAAAAAAGUGAAUUCCCUGCACAAUUUUUAAUUAUUGUAUAUAAAUUAUAAGUAUAAGGAAUAAAAACAUUCAUUCAUUUUCUACCGCUUAUCCUCACGAGGGUCGCGGGGGUCGGGGGUGCUGGAGCCUAUCACAGCUGUUUUUGGGCGAGAGGCGCGGUACACCCUGGACUGGUGGCCAGCCAAUCACAGGGCACAUAUAGACAGAAAAAGCUAAGAGAGGUUGCCUCCAGCCACAUCUGUUAAUGCCAAUGUUACACUAAUUGGAGACCUAUGGUGGUUACUUACUUUUGUAUGUAUGAACUGGGUGGCUAUCAUUAUUAACUGGUAAUUGGAGUGCGGCCCGUUUUUUGUUUUUUUUAAUUUAUUGGCACAUUGUAAAAAAAAAAUAAUAAGAAGAAGAAAAUAAAAAACUAAAAAAUACAGCAUUUUUAAUAUUAUAAAAAUAUUAUUAUAUUAUUGUAAUAUAUUAUUAUUCUAAUAUUGUGAAAAACAAGCCGAAUAACUACAGAUUUUCGAUAAUAGUAUUUUUGCCGAAAAACCGAUAUGCUUAUAUUGUCCAA
Doryrhamphus excisus (bluestripe pipefish) is the source of this 1767-nucleotide messenger RNA. RefSeq names its product Q-nucleotide N-glycosylase 1 (gene qng1). Lineage: Eukaryota; Metazoa; Chordata; Actinopteri; Syngnathiformes; Syngnathidae. The record is from RefSeq and is a predicted model, not a curated record.